This is a messenger RNA of Punctularia strigosozonata HHB-11173 SS5, 957 nucleotides long. RefSeq names its product Pre protein translocase Sec Sec61-beta subunit. The record is from RefSeq and is a predicted model, not a curated record. Gene Ontology annotation, biological process: intracellular protein transport. The coding region runs from base 118 to 417 and encodes 99 amino acids. Gene Ontology annotation, cellular component: Sec61 translocon complex. NCBI's taxonomy places the organism in Eukaryota, Fungi, Basidiomycota, Agaricomycetes, Corticiales, Punctulariaceae. The transcript is spliced from 4 exons.
CCUGUCCUUAACUUCGUCCCUUCGUUCCUGCUGAGCUUGCGCUCGUAUACCACCUGGCAGCCUGAUUCGUACUCUCUCUGUAUCUGUUACCCUAAUUUCCGUCCUCUCAGCGUAAAAAUGAGCGAUACCGACAGCCCUUCUUCUCGGCCGACUACUCCCAGUGCACGCAACACUGGCGUUGCGAAGCCCCCCGGUGCCGCCAUCCGGCGACGUGCGACAGCCACCGUCCAGAAACCCAACUCGACGCGUGCCGCGGGUGCCGGAGGCUCUUCGAAUACUAUGCUGAAACUCUACACCGACGACUCACCAGGCUUGCGAGUGGACCCAUUCAUUGUGCUUGUCCUCUCGCUAUCCUUCAUCGCCUCCAUCUUCUUCCUCCACAUAGCUGCGAAGGUUAUCCGAAGCUUCACCAAAUAAAACGACCCUGAAGGGACCAAGUGUUCUUUCGCCGGUAACUGUCCUUGGACCGGCCAGUGUUUGCGUUACUUGAUGAUGGGGUCGGGCGGCCGGGGUGGGGGAGGACAAUCUAGGACUACCGCGCGCAUAUAUAACCACUUGCAUUCAACGAGUCCGCAAUGUGCAUCUGGUUACUUCGAUGUUCCGAGCCAAGCGGCCUUGUGAGUCCAUCGCCGUGUCUUCACGGUUCAAGAUCGUCUUCGGUGGUUCUCGUGUCGUCAAGCUUGUUUCUCCACCUCGGCUUCCACCGCUCGACCACCGAAGACGACUGUUUUCGACACAGGGAUGCGGCCACUGGAGUGCUUGUUCCGGCGCUGCGGAAACGUCGGUACCCUGUGAAAACCUCGGUCGAGCGCUGCUAUGAUGGCCACACCACUGCGAGAGCACUCUCAGGCUUGCCAUCGGCGGCGUUCCUUUCUUGAAGGAAGCGCGGCUAUCGUGGAGGAUGAGACGCUUUUACGUCAUGGGGUUGUACUUGAAGGCUUGAAGACACGCCGUGUU